Sphenostylis stenocarpa is the source of this 912-nucleotide messenger RNA. The record is from the annotation of a GenBank genome assembly. NCBI's taxonomy places the organism in Eukaryota, Viridiplantae, Streptophyta, Magnoliopsida, Fabales, Fabaceae.
AUGGAAGAAUCCAAACCGGCCACCUCCUCCUCCUCCUCCGCAACACACGGUUUCAUAUCCGUGAUCGGGCGGCGGCGCACAAUGGAGGACGCGGUCAUGGUGGUUCCCGGUUUGGUGGCGGCGGGUAAGUGGUGUGGCGGUUAUGAUUUCUUCGCGGUUUACGACGGGCACGGCGGAACGCUGGUGGCCAACGCUUGCCGCGACAGGCUGCACCUGCUGUUGGCGGACGAGUUGAGGGAGAGCGCGGAGAAGGGAUUGGAUUGGUGCGAGGUGAUGUGUUCGUGCUUCAUGAAGAUGGACAAGGAGAUCGGAGUUGGUGGUGAGGGCGAUGAGGCGCACGACGACGGUGGCGGGAACACGAUGGGUUCGACCGCGGCGGUGGUGGUGGUUGGCAAGGAGGAGAUUGUGGUGGCGAAUUGUGGAGACUCGAGGGCGGUGUUGUGCCGUGGCGGUGUAGCUGUUCCACUUUCACGUGAUCACAAGCCUGAUCGUCCAGAUGAAAGAGAGAGGAUAGAAGCCGCUGGUGGGAGAGUGAUUAAUUGGAACGGAAGUCGUGUGUUGGGAGUACUUGCUACUUCCAGAUCCAUUGGGAAGAUUUCACACGAUGCAGGGGAUCACUGCAUGAAACCUUUUGUGAUAUCUCAACCAGAGACCCAAGUGUACGCACGAACAGAGUCAGAUGAGUUUGUGGUGGUGGCGAGUGACGGGUUAUGGGAUGUGGUGUCUAACAAGUUUGUUUGUGAGGUGGUACGAGGUUGCCUCCAUGGCCAUAUGAAGAGGAAUUUAAAAGAGGACACGAUUAUAAGCUACGCAACAGAAGCUGCAUCCAUGUUAGCAGAGUUGGCCAUGGCUCGUGGAAGCAAAGACAACAUCAGUGUUAUAGUCAUCCAACUCAACACCACCUCUGCUUGA